Rhincodon typus (whale shark) is the source of this 830-nucleotide messenger RNA. RefSeq names its product cathelicidin-related peptide Oh-Cath. Gene Ontology annotation, biological process: defense response. The record is from RefSeq and is a predicted model, not a curated record. NCBI's taxonomy places the organism in Eukaryota, Metazoa, Chordata, Chondrichthyes, Orectolobiformes, Rhincodontidae. The transcript has 4 exons. Gene Ontology annotation, molecular function: cysteine-type endopeptidase inhibitor activity. Gene Ontology annotation, cellular component: extracellular region. The coding region runs from base 62 to 439 and encodes 125 amino acids.
GCUUCUGCUGGAGUGUCGCAGCAGUUUUGACUGGAAUCUUGCGCAGGAAACUUCUCAAGGGAUGAGAUUCUGGUUGAUUGCACUUAUGUGUGUUGGGGCAGUUGCCAUGGGGAACGGAGCCCCAGUUGUACGGACACCAACAUCUAAGGAUGCUUUGUAUGCUGCUAUCUACAAGUACAAUGCAGGGUCCAGCCAGAUGAACCUCUUUAAGCUGUUGGGACCCACCUGCAUUGCAAUCAAGCAAAUGGCACAAGGUAAAGAAUAUGAGAUUGGGUUUGCCCUCAAACAGACAGUGUGCACUAAAGGAAUGGAGGAUAUAAUGCAAGACUGUGAGUACAUGGAUGAUGGAACUGUAUUGAUUUGUAACGCAAUCGUUACAGUUACCUUCAAUGUCCCUGUACCAACAAAGACCACAGUCAGCUGUUCACCGCAGGAUUGAGUGAGGAGUUUUGAAGAAGACAUUGGCCAACAACAGAUUAGGCAAAAUGAACUGCCAAGAAAACCAGCUUUUGUCAAAAGUUUCUUAAAACCAUGAACAUGGGACAUAAUGUAAACUUUAUUGCAGAGAAGAAACAUAUGAAAAUUAGUUGUAGACUAUCCUGAAAGUUUUGUUUAAAAUGAACAAUUUAAAAAUAAUAUUUACAAAAUGAACUGUAUUAGACUUUCCCUGUUUUCUCGAGGUCCUUUGUCAAUCAUCUAGACCAAGAGUAAGGAAAGAUGUAUAGUUCAACCAAUUACAGCUAUUAUUCUCAUAAGCAAUCAUUCAACUGGAUUUUAAACUGUGAGUCUCAUUGUCUAAUCUUACUACAAUAAAUUAUAAUCAACAUGAA